AUGGCGUACGGCCUUCGUCAUGUUGUGUGCUUCAAGUUCAAGUCGUCAACCCCGGCUGAGUUGCUGGAACAGUUCAUUCACGAAGGCCGACAGCUGAAAACUCUCAUCCCGGAGCUUGACUUUUUCAUUGAUGUGCGGACCUCAAUAACGGACGAUCGGACGAAAGGAUUCUCGCACUUUUUGUACUCGGAGUUCCACGGGAAGGACGAACUUCAAGUGUACGCGGAUCACCCGAAACAUAAGGCGUUCGUCGCCAAGUUCAGGCCGCACUUUGAAGACGUCAUGGCCUUCGACCUCCCGAUGUAA
Neospora caninum is the source of this 306-nucleotide messenger RNA. RefSeq lists its product as hypothetical. Lineage: Eukaryota; Apicomplexa; Conoidasida; Eucoccidiorida; Sarcocystidae. The record is from RefSeq and is a predicted model, not a curated record. The transcript has a single exon. Bases 1 to 306 code for a protein of 101 amino acids.